AUGAGCCACAUUUGGGAGGGGCCUCUUGUCUGCUUCAUAACCAAACACAAGCAGGUUAGCAGGCAGGCACGUGCUUGUUUACAUACCCGCCCUCUCCACCACUCACUCUACCCUACCCUACUCUACUAUCUAUCUAUCUAUCUAUCUAUCUAUCUAUCUAUCUAUCUCACACUGUGCUGUCGUGGUGGGGGUUUGAAUGACAAAAAAGUAGUUGGGAUUGUUUUCGUGAUUGACUCCAUUCAUCUCUCUUCUUGUUCCAUUUUUGUCUCACUUAUGUCUUCCUUCCGUUUUGCAUUUUACUCUUCACCCCCCCCCCCACCUAUUUUUUUUUUCUCUCGGGACUUCGGGGGACAGGAGUUGCUAUCUUUUGAACAUUAUUCCUUCCCAUCUGUCGUCCUCAGGAGGAGAGAAACCCUCAGAAGGACACAAGUUCUUUUAUUAUUACCUCGGCCUUAA
Acanthosepion pharaonis is the source of this 456-nucleotide messenger RNA. NCBI's taxonomy places the organism in Eukaryota, Metazoa, Mollusca, Cephalopoda, Sepiida, Sepiidae. The record is from the annotation of a GenBank genome assembly.